AUGUUCUUGUCGUUAUGGAGACACCAAUUCAAGGCCUUGACAAUUGAUAUGCCGGCUGGAGGAAGGAUAGUGUUGAGCCCACAAAAAACACUAAAUCGGUGUUCAUCUAUCUCCCAUCCCAUCCUAAAUUCCGGAGUCCUCCAGUCCCUUAGCAAUGAGCAGCAUUUCUUUAACUGCUGCUCAUUCUCAUUCAAAAGAAUCCUUGGACAUGGGCACAGCAACAAACUUCCAAAAGAGUACUGGCCUGGCAUCUCUGGAUAUUUGUAUCAGUACCAAGGAUUUUGGUAUCCUUUACCCCCGUUAGAAGGAGUCAUUGCACUUCAACAAAAUUUCCAAGCUCAAACAACUGAUAUUUUCUUGUGCAGUGCUCCCAAAACAGGAACCACCUGGCUAAAGGCCUUGUGUUUUGCCAUUCAAACAAGGACCAUCACCCACGAAAAAUCCAACCCUUUGCUAAGCAAGCUCCCCCAUCUUCUCGUGCCAUUUCUGCAAGUUGAUCUUGCUGAAAACCCGAAGAACGGGGACCUCGAUCAUAACCUUCUCCCGCUCUUCUCAACACACAUGCCCUAUACUUCACUGCCAGAAUCCAUACAGAAAUCGGGCUCGAAAAUCAUAUACAUAUGCAGGGAACCGAAGGCUACUCUUACUUCUUAUGCUCACUUCUCAAACAAGAUGAGGAUGAACAAUGACUCCGAAGCAACAUUAAUCCAACAGCACCGGCUCCAAGACUCGUUUCAGCAGUUUUGUGAGGGUAAAUGUCCAGGGGGGCCGUAUUGGGAUCAUGUUUUGGGGUACUGGAAAGCAAGUCUUGAAAGGCCAGAUGCAGUCUUGUUCCUGAAAUACGAAGGUCUGAAGAAGGAUAUCUUGCUUCACAUCAGAAAAAUGGCUGAGUUCAUGGGAAGACCAUUUUCCGCGGAGGAAGAGGAGCAUGGUGUACCUCAAAAGAUCGCUGAUAUGUUUAGCUUUGACAACUUGAGUAGUGUAGAUGUUAACAAGAAUGGUAAGCACCGGCUUUCUGCUUCGGUCGAGAUCCCAAACAGUGCAUACUUCAGAAAGGGAACAGGUGAUGAUUGGAAGAAUCAUCUUACACAAGAGAUGAUCCAAACUGUUGAUCAGAUUACGCAGCAGAAACUACUUGGAUCUAAUUUGUCCUUCGGACUAGUGUGACCCAAGCAGCUUGUAAAGAUGCACAUCUUGUUCUUGUUUUUUAUUUCUAUUUUCUUUUAGCUAGCAGGAGUUAUAAUGUAAGAUAAAUAACAUCCUCCAUUCUAUUGCUUGUAGAAUGUGGGAGCUGUGUUGUGUGAGUAUUGAACUUUAAACUUCAUCGAUUAAGAGUAUAAUAUAUUUCUGCAUUUGUUGAGCGUUUAA
Coffea arabica (coffee) is the source of this 1368-nucleotide messenger RNA. Lineage: Eukaryota; Viridiplantae; Streptophyta; Magnoliopsida; Gentianales; Rubiaceae. The record is from RefSeq and is a predicted model, not a curated record.